AUGAACCAAGGAAAGACAUAUCUGGUCACAAGCUUAGAUUUAUCACGUAAGAUUGCUUCGUGCUACGUGGCUGAUUUGAAGUAUUACACAAAAAGCCGUGAUAACACAGAUAUUCAUGUCAUCGGCAGUAAAUAUGCUUAUCGGCCUCAGCUCUCCAACAUCCAGUUCUCAAGAACACCAGCCCGAGGAGAUCCUUGCAAAGUAACAGCUACAUGGUUAGGGUACCAUUGUGUAUCUAGAGGAAGCAAUGAGAUAAUGGAAACAGUUGACCAUGUACUUCCUAAAUAUUCUUAUGAGUCACAGGCAGUUUGGGUUCCGGUUCCACAAUCAGUAAAAGAAGCUGUAAUUAUGAAAGACCUUAAUUUCCGAGCAGGGCAGCAUGCUGCAUCACAUGUUGUUCUAAACGUUGUGCCUUUACGAAUAAUAUGCAACUUAUCAGACUUGGCUCCAGAGUGUAUAGACCCUGAAUACACCCGCUAUUACCCGGAAAGGAUUCUAUUAUAUGACCGGCAUCCCGGAGGAAGUGGUGUCUCUGUACAGGUUCAGCCGAUUUUCAUGGAGCUCUUAAUUGCUGCUUUGGAACUUCUUACAUCUUGCCGCUGCUCAGAACAUGGAGGCUGCCCUAAUUGUCUUCAAAGUUUUGCUUGUAAGGAGUAUAAUGAGGGUGAAGUUAAGAGGAAGUUAAGUGAUCAGGAAUCAGAGAGUGGUACGAGUACGAGAAAGUUCCAGAAAUAUAAACGUUGUGGUGAUGAACAGAUGAAGUGA
Molecule: messenger RNA, 765 nt
Organism: Prunus armeniaca (apricot)
Lineage: Eukaryota; Viridiplantae; Streptophyta; Magnoliopsida; Rosales; Rosaceae
Source: the annotation of a GenBank genome assembly